AUGUUUCGAAUAAUUAUAUUGUUUUUAAAUGUCUUUAUUGUUUUUGGGGAUGACCCAAUAGUGGAAACUAGUCAUGGUAUAGUGCAAGGUAAAGUUCUGAAGACUUUAUAUGAAGAAAAGAAAUAUUAUGGCUUUAUGGGAAUACCAUUUGCAGAACCGCCUGUUAAGGAACUACGAUUUAAGGCCCCACGAGAAAUCGAUCCUUGGGAAGGAACAUUACUCGCAACAAAAGAAAAGCCGGCCUGUAUACAAUUCAACAAUGACGUCAAAAAAGGUCAACCUCUCGGACAAUACGGAGUCGAAGACUGCCUCUAUCUUGACAUUUUCACUCCAAACAUCGAUGAAAAUAGACGAGCCGUAAUAGUGUUCAUUUACAAUGACCGACUACAAAAUUCAUACAACAAAUCAUUGGACUACGCGCCAGAUUUUUUCAUUGAAGAAGAUAUUGUCAUUGUGACGCCGAGUCAUAGACUGAGCACUUUCGGUUUCCUGUCUUUUGACGACGAACAUUUACCUGGUAACGCGAGCUUGCUCGAUCUGUAUUUAAGUCUAAAGUGGAUAGCCAAGAAUAUACAACGUUUUGGUGGAGACCCUGACAGGAUCACCUUGAUGGGUUCUCAAGGAGGUGCUGCUGCUAUUGACUUGCUUCUACAUUCGAAAGCAAAUGAACUUUUCCAUUCUGCCAUCCUUCAGAGUGGCACGUCACUCACAACUAUGUAUUUACAAGACAAUGUUCGUGAAAGAGCCUUGAAACUUAGAGAACUUUUGAAUAUUCCUUAUACCAAUACUGAAAAAAUUCUUAAAGAUUUGCAAGACACUCUCCCUUCAAUUAUUUUUAGACAUGAACUUCAAGCCACGCCUGACAAUUAUAAUACAGACAAACAGAGAAGUUUACUACCAUUUGGGCCCAUUGUUGAAAAGAGACCAGAUGGAUUUAUCACUGAGUAUCCAGAAAAUAUAGUUGGUAGUAUGAAGAAGCCAGUCAUGGUUGUGUCUGAUGGCACGUGGGGAACAGCUACUGGAGAUGAACUAUGCUAUUUAUUUAAGUGUCCAGAGUUACGAGGAACGUAUCUAAAAUAUAAACGAACAUUGUCACAAGAAUUUCAAAUUCAAAGGAAAAUGGUUAAAAUGUGGGCGAACUUUGCAAAACACAGCAAUCCAACGCCUGAUGAGAACAAUCCAAUAAAUAUUAAGUGGCCUACGUACGAAAGUGUAUCAAAACAAUAUCUCCUUAUAAAAGAAAAUAUUGAAAUUGGAGAGAAACUUUUGGAAGAGCGUUUUAAAUUCUGGGAUGAUUUCAUGAAGAAAUGGAAAGAGAGAGCUAUAAAUGAGAUGGCAAGAGGGAAUAUUAAGGAUGAAUUAUAA
This is a messenger RNA of Colias croceus (clouded yellow), 1365 nucleotides long. Its product is annotated as carboxylesterase 5A-like. Bases 1 to 1365 code for a protein of 454 amino acids. The transcript is spliced from 4 exons. Lineage: Eukaryota; Metazoa; Arthropoda; Insecta; Lepidoptera; Pieridae. The record is from RefSeq and is a predicted model, not a curated record.